Messenger RNA from Mercenaria mercenaria, 3367 nucleotides. RefSeq lists its product as uncharacterized. NCBI's taxonomy places the organism in Eukaryota, Metazoa, Mollusca, Bivalvia, Venerida, Veneridae. Bases 109 to 2298 code for a protein of 729 amino acids. The transcript is spliced from 5 exons. The record is from RefSeq and is a predicted model, not a curated record.
UAUAAAUAAAAAGAAUGCGCUAUAAAUAGUGCGAACUAGAUAAAAAUAGUAUUGGUUUUCCCAUCUACCCUUCUAUUUUGGGCACAUUAUUGGAAUAAUGCAGAUGUGAUGACUACACAUUUAUCGGACUUUUCACACGUGCUGAGCACGUGGGAGGUAUAUCCACGGGCACAUCACUUUCAGACACGAUUCAAUGACGUUUAUACAAGAUAUAAGAAAAUAGCAACGGAAGGUCCCCAUUCGACAAUUUUUAAAGAUUCAAAACUGAGGGAACCGUUGGAGAAAUUGUAUUGUCAGUUGGGAAAUACCCUCAGAGUUAUCGUUAUAGGACGGAACGAUCUUCAAAUAAAAUGUUUCAUUUCUUCACCUCAACGUGCAAAAGGUCCGACCUAUUCUCCAUUGCUGGAUGGCUCAAAAUCAGGGCCUGAAGAUCAAACCACAACGCUUGUCAUCUGUUAUGCAGUGAUAAAUCAUUUUGAUAGCGAAGGGUUGAAGGAAGUUUUAGAUACAUUAGAGUAUUUCAAAUCCAUGGAAGAGAAAUUGAGGUCAUGUAUAAUUGCUCCUCCGCUAAUUGUUUGCCAAACGAGAAUGAUCCACGACAGAAAUGUAUCAGAAACUGACCAGUUUCGUUCUAGUUUAAUUUCUACAGCGGAGAAGUCAUUUGGUAUGAAAUUAGAAGCUGGAGAUAUCACCAUGGACCUAGAUGAAACAGCACUCGGCGGCAUGAUUUCCGAAAUUCUAGAAAGAAAAAUCAUCCACGGCUUUGUCAACAUGAGCACACAGUUACAGGAUUUCAUCGGUGACAGAUGUUUUGUAUCAGACGCGAUCAAUGUACUAGAGUCAGAGCAAUUAAUCACCUCAAUACAGGGAUUUCUGAAGAAUGGAUUAGGAUUUGUAGAUAUACUAGAGACCAGGAAAGACGAACCUUUCAUAGAAACAGUGCUCCGCAGUGCCGUUCGUGUUAUCCGAUGCGCCAUAAUGGCACCAUUGUCUGCUAAACACAGCUUGCCCCAGGACACAUGCAAUCGCAUUGCUCAUGCAUCCAACUUCGAAGACGACUUAAUCAGAUACGUUUCGAAAAACACGCGCUACCACCUGUCAAAGCUCGAAAAGCCUUGUGACGAAAUGGUUAAAGCAACAAAAUCAGGUAACAAGUCGCACUACUUUCCAGGCAGAAGUUUCGUAUUUAUUGCAUACCCGUUGCGUGAUGACAUCAAAAAGGGUUUUGAUGAACUGGAACAGAAACUUAUUUCUGUGAGACGUAUUGCAUCCUCUAUGAGGAAGAUGUUGUUCGAAAUCCGCGGAUACUUCAGUCAGUCUAUCGGGAGUACGGGAGCCAUCCAGACAAGUACAAAAAUCCCGGACAAUCUUAGGAGAGAAAUCAUGACGUUAGAUGGUGUGUAUGGUAUGGGAACAAUCUAUGGGCAAGUUGAAAUACACCUGCGGAAAAUGGAAAAAGAGAAGAAAACAGACGUACAGAAUAAAGUUUCGGAAGUAAUGAAUUGUUUCAAGUUCCUCCAACCGUACCGUAUUAUCAGCGUAUUACAAGAGCCGCGAAAUCUCUUAGCUUUCGCGUCAGGACGCGGUAUAAAGAGUCCAAACGCUCAUAAAAAUGAUAAUUACCGAAAUGGUACUUUGGGUGGCUUUGUUCGUAGCCGUAGUAACAAAAAACAGUUGUACGGGCUAACUUGCGCUCAUGUUGUCCAUGGAAACGGUAAUGCACACGACGUCUUUAUCCUAAGCGAAACAGAAGAGAUGAUCUUGAUCGGAAAAAGUCUUCCAAGAAUGACGGUUUUCCCUGAAACGAACUAUACCGCCUUUAUUGACAUCGCAGCCAUAGAAAUCAUAGAAGAAUAUCGGCCACAAUGCGCUCUUUACCUGAAGGAUGAACACGGAAACGAAAAAAGAGCCGAAGUGUUUGAAGGAAAUCCGGAGACAAUUGUUUCAUUAUUCAUUUACAAGUACGGAGCAACUUCAAAUCUGACGAAAGGUAUCGUGUGCUCGACCGACUACAGCUUGUUUGGUGCGGAUGCAAGAGAACUAGUUGUCCUUAUAGACAGUCUCCAAUUAGCAGAGGCAGGUGCGUACGCGCAAGAUGGUGACAGUGGCGCUAUUAAUUGCAUGACUGAUAUAUCAAAUCAUAGCACUAUCAAGGCAGUUUCAAUGAUAAACUGUGGUGGAUUUUUAUUAGAAGACCAAGAAAAUGAAUUCUGUUUGUCAUUCCUGUUGCAUAAUGGGAUAAAACGAUUGCAAGAGUCUGGUGGGGUUGAGCUAGAACUCUCUGCGUGUGAGAACUAACUUUCAAAAUGUUACUACAGUAGUACAUUGUAUAAUUUAUUCUGUUAGUGACACAAUGUUACAAAUAUGGUAUGUUACGGCAUAGAAAGGUUUUAUAAACUGAAUUUAUCGAGAACUGCAAUGCUUUAGAUAAUUUCAGGGUACAAAUUCGACAAACAGUCAAAUACAUGUAUAUAUAUAUUUUUUUUUGCAAACAUUCAUUUAUAUCGUUGUAUUCCUUAACAUAAAUAUACCGUCUUGGGAAAAAAUGCCACCGUGAGCUAUCUAAUCGGAGCAAUGUAAACGAUUAUAGCUUUAGUAUGUAUUGUCACACCAGAAGUGCUUUAUCGAAUCUAUUAAUAUUGUACAGAUAACGCAUGUUUUUCCUGUUAUAACAUAUUUCGAAUCCCGAGCGACUGGUUGGUGCCCAUUGAUGAUUUAUUGAUGUACAGUGCCUCGGGGCAUAUUAUAAGAUAACUGUUUAGUGUAAGGCAUGAGAAAAAAGAGGAAGAAACAUUUAAGUAAAUCCACCGACCUUUCGUAAGCCACGUUGAUGGUUAACUUACAGGAUAGUUUUCUAUAAUCCUGAGCCAGAUUUCGAGCCCAUGUGGUACGAAGGACAAAUGUUUAAUUCAAGCUUUGUUCAGUCAGAUAUUAAAAUAGAUAAAGUGGAAGCACUGCGUGAUAUGAAUUCAUUCCUUGAUGCAAUUACUUUGAAUAAUACAAGAAAGAUAAUUUUUAUACACAUUGAUCGCAGAUACUAGCACAAGAUACUAAAAAUUAUAACUAUUCUAUAGAUGAAUCAUUAGGUGGCAGGGAAAAGUUUGGUAUUAUAAUAUAUGUAUAUUUUCUAAAUUAAUUGGGUGGCAUAUAAAUUCAGAGUAUGAUGGUUAUACAAGAAAAAGCAAAAUUGUUUUGGAAAGAUAAAAAUGAAAAGGUCGAACUUUCCAGAUGUUGCCAGACAAAGGGAAAUAGACGACAGAAGCUAAUCUACUGAAUAUCUUCAAUGUUAUUUUACGAAAACGACAUGCAUUACCUACAAAUGAAGAGUAAACAUUUAUAACAACAAAAGAAUAAAAAUCAUAUUUCA